AUGACAACACAAUCAGAGUUAAAAGAGAAUGAUUAUGUUUUUCAAUGUGAAACUGCUACUUGUAAAUUUGUAGCAGAUUCCAAAGAAUUUGCUGAACAACCUGCUGUAACUCAAACAAAUCAAGAUAUCUCACAAGCAUUAAACCUACUGCAAGUUCAUGACGUUGAUUCAAACAAGAGUUCUUUGAAAAAUAUAGGAUCCUCCCAAAAUAGUUAUAGAUAUAUAUUACCCUGUGUCUCUUUUCAACAACUUAAUAAAUAA
Messenger RNA from Racocetra persica, 261 nucleotides. The record is from the annotation of a GenBank genome assembly. Lineage: Eukaryota; Fungi; Glomeromycota; Glomeromycetes; Diversisporales; Gigasporaceae.